AUGCUUCCCCUCUCGCUCCUCAAGACCGCCCAGGGGCACCCCAUGCUCGUGGAGCUGAAGAAUGGUGAGACGUACAACGGGCAUCUGGUCAACUGCGACACGUGGAUGAACAUCCACCUUAGGGAGGUUAUUUGCACCUCAAAGGAUGGUGACAAGUUUUGGAGGAUGCCGGAGUGUUACAUCCGCGGGAACACCAUUAAGUAUCUUCGAGUUCCUGAUGAGGUGAUUGACAAGGUUCAGGAGGAAACUUCCAAAAGCCGAUCAGAUAGGAAGCCACCAGGUGUUGGCCGCGGAAGAGGAAGGGGGACGUUGGUGUUAAACCUGGAGGCAGAGGCAUUGGACGCAGCCAAGAUGAUGGAGGUAGAGGCAGUGGUGGCCGUGGAAGGGGUGGAAUUGGUGCCAAAGGUGGUAACAAAGGUGGGGGCCGUGGCCGUGGCUGAAGCUGGUGGACACAUGGGACAAUGCCGCUUUUUAAGGCCUGUAAUUGUGUUGCAUAGUUUGCUUAGGACAUGA
This is a messenger RNA of Miscanthus lutarioriparius, 513 nucleotides long. Lineage: Eukaryota; Viridiplantae; Streptophyta; Magnoliopsida; Poales; Poaceae. The record is from the annotation of a GenBank genome assembly.